This is a messenger RNA of Amborella trichopoda, 1993 nucleotides long. RefSeq names its product laccase-14. The record is from RefSeq and is a predicted model, not a curated record. NCBI's taxonomy places the organism in Eukaryota, Viridiplantae, Streptophyta, Magnoliopsida, Amborellales, Amborellaceae. Gene Ontology annotation, biological process: lignin catabolic process. Gene Ontology annotation, cellular component: apoplast. Gene Ontology annotation, molecular function: hydroquinone:oxygen oxidoreductase activity; copper ion binding.
AUGGGUUCGAGCAAAGGGGUGGUUUUCCAAAUUGUAAGAGUUUUUUGGCCUUUGCUUCUAUUGACGUGGGCACAUCAUGCAUGGGGCAACCUGGGAUACUACAAUUUCACCGUGGAGUCAAGCCCUUACACGAGGCUGUGCAGGACAAAGGUCAUACUCACUGUUAAUGGGCAGUACCCGGGGCCAACACUUUAUGUUCGUAAAGGAGGAACCCUCAUAGUAAAAGUUCUCAAUAAAUCUAGCUACAAUAUCACUCUUCACUGGCACGGGGUUAAGCAGCCAAGGAAUCCAUGGUACGAUGGUCCUGCGUAUAUAACACAAUGCCCAAUUAAACCAGGAGGGAGGUUCACAUACAAAGUCUUCUUCUCCGCAGAGGAGGGGACUGUGUGGUGGCAUGCUCAUAGUGACUGGAGUCGGGCCACGGUGCAUGGUGCCAUCGUCGUAUACCCUCGAAUUGGAGCGAGCUACCCCUUUCCAAAGCCUGAUGGAGAGAUGCCCAUUAUAUUUGGAGAAUGGUGGAAGAAAGAUGUUAUGCAGGUUUUGAGGGAAGCCGUAAUCACGGGGGGAGACCCCAAUAUUUCUGAUGCUUUUAACAUUAAUGGCCAGCCCGGUGAUCUCUACCCUUGCUCUAGAUCAGGGACAUUUCGCAUGUUUGUAGAGCAAGGAAAGACCUACCUCCUUCGACUUGUCAAUUGUGCCAUGAACGAUGAAUUGUUCUAUUCUGUAGCAAACCACACACUCACAGUAGUAGGAAUGGAUGGUAGCUACCUCAAGCCAUUCGCAACAAACUUUAUCGUGAUCACCCCUGGCCAAACCAUGGAUGUUCUCCUCACCGCAAACCAACCUAGAAAUCUCUAUUACAUGGCUGCUAGGUCAUAUUCUAGUGGCCAAGGAGUCGCCUUUGAUAACACAACAACAACAGCAAUUCUACAGUAUGCUAACACCAAAAACACUUCAGUUCCAAUAUUCGCAACCCUCCCAUAUUACAAUGACACCUCCUCAGCUACAAGUUUCACUCUAAAACUAAAAAGCUUGGCCUCUAAGGACCACCCAAUUAGUGUGCCAACAAAUAUAGAUGAUAGUCUAGUAAUCACAGUCUCAGUGAAUACGAUACCAUGUGUUAAUAACUCAUGUCAAGGGCCUAACGGCAGUAGAUUGGCUGCAAGUUUGAAUAACAUCUCUUUCCAAAACCCAUCAUUUGAUAUCCUUCAAGCUUACUAUGCUAGAGUAAGUGGGGUUUUCACAAAAGACUUUCCUAGUAUGCCACCUUUUGUAUUCAAUUUCACCGCUGAUAGUUUUCCUGAGAGUCUUCAAAUACCUGAGUUGGGAACCAAGGUCAGGUUCUUGGAGUGGAACUCAAAUGUUCAGAUAGUUUUUCAGGGGACAAAUUUGGUUGCUGGAGAAAAUCAUCCCUUCCAUGUUCAUGGGCAUAGUGUCUAUGUGGUUGGGCAAGGAUUUGGGAACUAUGAUGCAGUGAAGGAUCCUCUAAGUUUCAAUCUGCUUGAUCCACCCAACCUUAAUACCGUGGACGUCCCGGUCCGAGGAUGGGCGGCAAUAAGAUUCAAAGCGAACAACCCUGGGGUAUGGUUUCUACACUGCCAUUUAGAACGUCAUUUGACAUGGGGAAUGAAUACAGUAUUCAUCACUAAGAACGGACCGAGUCUAAGCGAUCGCUUAUUGCCUCCACCUCCUGAUUUACCGAGUUGCUAGGAAAAAAAAAUGCCAACAUCUGAACUUGAUCCCAACCAUUUGGGGUCAGCAUGCUAGAAAAAGUAACAGAGAGCGAUAGGCAUAUCAUUGAGAUGUUGGCUUUGUGAUUUGUAGCAUGGGUGUGCUAUUUGUAAGAAAGGAGUAAAUCUGGAAGGGCAACUUUGGACCUGUUCUAUGCUUUAUUGCCUGAUGUUAAUUUCACUCCCCUCUUUCUGCAAGGAAGAGUGGGACUGGCAUUGUAUAUUCAUUUCUCAUUUGUGCAUGUAUAAGAGCAUCCUACCUA